AUGACACCAGAAAUGAAACCAUCGGCCACAGUUCAGUCUCAAAUACUAGGCAAAUUGACCGACAUGCUCAGUGGAAAUAUGAUUGAAGGGUUUUUCCCAAACUUAAUGGUGAAGUUUACUGAUAUCGUCUAUGAAUUGAUGAGACUUGGACGCCAUCGACGAAACUGGGACCAUUCGCUGUACAACAAGAGCAUUCGAGUGAUUGUGGAAUACAUGAUUGAAAGGGGAGACCGUCCAUUUCGCAAUAUUCUUUUAGGAAAACUCGAACGCUUCUUGAAAUAUAUGGCCUCGACGGUUUGCAGAGUAUUUUUUGAGAGAAGGAUUCAUUUGUUUCUUAAUGAAAGGUUGAUGGUUCCAGUGAAAGAUAUCGAAAAAACUUGA
Messenger RNA from Caenorhabditis briggsae, 381 nucleotides. The transcript is spliced from 2 exons. The coding region runs from base 1 to 381 and encodes 126 amino acids. The record is from RefSeq and is a predicted model, not a curated record. Lineage: Eukaryota; Metazoa; Nematoda; Chromadorea; Rhabditida; Rhabditidae.